AUGGACGAGUGGGGCUCGUUUGUUGCACCAGAUAAUGACCCUUCAAGUUCCGAAGGAGAAUACACAGUCGAACCAGGUCCCGAAUAUGAAACGCGUGUGGUGGAAGAAGCAGCGCAUCGCGGAUGUGUGGAGAGAAUGGCUGAAGGGGCCAACAAUGUCGGACUUGGAUUAAGUGAGAUUGGUGAAAGCAAAGUGUUGUUGGGACGACUCGGACACCGAGACGAAAAAGAACUAAGGUACUUGCACUUAUUAUGGGAACCGGGACGAGCAGAGCUAGGAUCUGGUAGCGUGACCAACAAGCUGGGUAAGAUGACUGUGACCAGGAACAGGCGAUUUCAUAGAACCUCAAGGAACCCGAUUGGUAAAGAUGUGUACGCUGUAAAGAGACUGAGGGACGCUGCAAACAGCAAUGACAUUGACACAGUUCGGAAACUCCUGCAAGAUGACAUUGAUCCAUGUGCAGCAGAUGACAAGGGAAGGACAGCCUUACAUUUUUCUUCCUGCAAUGGCAAUGAAAGCAUCGUGCAAUUGCUGUUGAGUUAUGGCGCCGACCCCAACCAACGUGACAGUCUGGGUAACACCCCACUCCAUCUAGCGGCCUGUACAAACCACGUGCCUGUCAUCACCACAUUGCUUAGAGGAGGAUCCCGUGUGGAUGCCCUUGACCGAGCUGGAAGGACACCGCUACAUCUUGCACGUUCCAAACUUAACAUUUUACAAGAAGGGGAUUCUCGCAGCAUUGAAACGCUAAGAGGAGAAGUGACACAGAUUAUACAAAUGCUGAGGGAGUAUUUGAACUUAAUGGGCCAAAGUGAAGCUAAAGAGAGACUGGAGCACAUUUCCUCACAGUUGCAACACACACGAACCAAAGAGCAAGUGGAUGAAGUGACUGAUUUACUGGCCAGCUUUACUUCACUCAGUCUUCAAAAACAGAAUUUGGGGGACAGGUAG
Molecule: messenger RNA, 951 nt
Organism: Nerophis lumbriciformis (worm pipefish)
Lineage: Eukaryota; Metazoa; Chordata; Actinopteri; Syngnathiformes; Syngnathidae
Source: RefSeq, a predicted model, not a curated record